Schistosoma curassoni is the source of this 1577-nucleotide messenger RNA. The record is from the annotation of a GenBank genome assembly. Lineage: Eukaryota; Metazoa; Platyhelminthes; Trematoda; Strigeidida; Schistosomatidae.
CCAGGCAGCGAGUCCUUGUUCUAAGUAUAAAGCAGAUAUGUUUGAAAGAGUCCAACAACGAGGUACUAAGAUGGUCAAAUAGACCUUAAGGUCUAUCUGGCCUAUCUUAUGAAGACAGACUGGCACAAGUUAACUUAUUUGCGUUAUCAUACCGUAGAAUACAGGAUGAUAUAAUAUUGGCUUAUCAUAUGCUGAACGAUGACCUUGGUAUUAACAUGAAUUAUCUUUUACUUCCAUCUAGGACUGAUCAUUUGAGAGGAUAUUCGAAGAAAGUUUAAAAGCCGAGAUCAAAUCGUUUACGUCUGGAGUUUCUUUUCUCGCACCGAGUAGUGGAUUAUUGGAAUUCCCUACCGGAACACGUAAUAUCAACACCUGUCGAUAUAUUCAAAACAAUUGUUUUGAAUCUUAAGAUUGGACCUCCACAAUAUUACAAACUGCAAGGAUUAAUAUAGGUCGAUAGCCCUCCUAUCCUUAUUACUGAAGGCUGAAAUAUUGACUAUCUUGGUAUCGUUAAUAAGCUUCGGCGGUAUUCAAAAAGUCCAUCUGUACGUUAUUUCCAACCCCCAUCAGUGGACGAUACCCUAGGAGCGUUGCCUACGUGCUACACACCUGAAGGCGCUCUGUGCUUGUGGUUGCUCAACAAAUUAAGAGGCUCAUAGCCUAUCAGAGGUAUGUUUUCAAAUUUUACCAAUAACCAUAUUCACUAAGUCAAGCCUUCCCAACCAAGUUAUCCAACUUUGUUACGCAGAUAAGUGACAGGAAAACCAUCGUUUUUAGACCCAUAACUGUUUAUGUCAGCUAAAACAAUCCUGCUGUAGUUAUCUGUAAUACGAAUAGCGCGAUGAAUAGACUCCAACGAUUUUUGGAUGAAAAUGUAGAAGCUAUAAGAUUAUUACCUACAACGUUCUUCGUAAUUGGAGUAUAUCUUCUCGGGAGGCAUUUUUAUAUCGUAAAUAAAGCUGGUUCAUGCGUAUAUUCAUUCAGUUUACUAAGUUUAACUCCAUCCACUCGAUUCCAUCUGUUGUAUACAGUCGCCAGAUACAUCUAAAAGGUUUAGUUAAAUCUAUAAGUCCUACAGGUGAAUUGGAGAUCUUACAUGUGCCUAAGGUUAAACUGCCUUUCCGAGUCCCUUAUGGUAAUGCCAUGAAGAUUUCUAUUCCUGUGCAGCAUUCCGGUCAAAGUAUACAAUGGUUGAAGCAAAAUAUACACCCAGGUGAACGUGUCGUUUUCAUCCCUGUAAAACCAAUUUUCGAGAAUGCAGAACUGCUGGCUAUAAUAUACAAACGAGUAACUUACUAUUUUUGUUUAUGGUGGCAGUGGUAUUUUUUUAAAAAAGAUAUAUCUUACCACCUAUUAGUCAAUGGAAUAACCAACCACAAAAGCUUCAAUGAUUUGCCAGAUAACUUUCGCAAUAAGUACUCCUCGGCUAUAUCGAAAGCAAUUCGAAUGAAACGGGGUAUUUGGCAAGAAGACUAUAAAGUGUGGAAAUCUUGUAAAUUAUUUUUCCAAAAGAUAAAACAACUCGUGAACUUGUAAAACUGACGAUUUAGUCUUGUUAAUAUACAGUUUCUAUUUUA